This is a messenger RNA of Saccoglossus kowalevskii, 2069 nucleotides long. RefSeq lists its product as uncharacterized. NCBI's taxonomy places the organism in Eukaryota, Metazoa, Hemichordata, Enteropneusta, Harrimaniidae. The record is from RefSeq and is a predicted model, not a curated record.
AAAAGGAGCGGCUCGGUGACAAAUCUGAGUCCUGUCACAUAAUCGCCAACUUGUGAUUUCGACAACGCACUAUAAGCAACGUCUCCGGUAAUCGACGGUGUACGCCGAGCAGCACCACCAUGGCGACGGCGAUGCCACCGCAGCACAACCACGAGGUGACGACGGUCGCGCUGAAAUCCAAGCCAUGCCCGCUGUGCCGUUCGAGUUACGGAUUCGAACAAGACAAUCGCGCGUACGAACAAUGGCGUGGAAACUUACAUCGCCACGGCUACUCAAUGAAUUCCCAGAAUUUACAGACGGGAUUAUUUCUUCACCAGUUUACAAACAGCGUCAGCAAAGCCUUGCAUAAAGACCACAGUAGACGCCACACUAAGCUGACCGCAGAUGAACUUUACGCAAAGGCACACCCCGCAAUUAUAUCCACAAAACAAUUAACUGGUAGAAAUUACGCACUUCACAUACAUUUGCCGACCAAUGCCGAAUUUGACCCGACCACAGUCGCUAAAGAUCUGUUAGACCAGAGCAACACACCGCUCAAAUCGCAGUUAGUGCGAGAAAUCGGACACCAACCGCACAUCAAGUUGAAGCCUAGUGUAGCGGACAAUCAGGAACAGUCAUAUUACUUGCCAACCAUUAUGGAAAUAACCGAUAAGCAAGGAAACAGUUGGAAGAUUCAACAGCAGGAUAAAGAGAGCAAGUCUGCAAAAAGUAAAACCACGACAAAGUUAGAUUUGAUGGUACGCAUACCACCCAUAUCGCCCACGGUAGAGAAGUACACCACAGACAACCACUCAAAAACAACUGAUCCAAUUGAGGCUGUCAGACAAUCAAACAAUGCCAACACAGAGCCGGCUAAGCUACCGCAAAUUAAUAAGCACAGGCAAUUGACCUGGGAAAACGACGAUGACUUAAGUAGCGAAAGAAGCGUAUCGUUGAAUAACAUAGACUCCGAUAACAAGUUUCAUCCCUUGUUGACGUACAGUCGUUCUUUUCAAAACAGGAUGAGUUAUUCUAAUUAUCUGCGACAGAUGUCACUCUUAAAUUUACAUCAUCAAAGUAGUCAACCAGACAGACACGACCUCGUUGACGCAUUACAAAUCAGGGGAGCGAAAAAUGCAAAAAAUAGGUUCAGUAAAGAAAUAGUCAUGAAAUCAGUAGAGGUGUAUUGCCCUCGCGAGGAGCUGAACGAUGAAGACAAUCUGACUGUGACCACUCAACGAUCUGAUGAAUUGGCGUACUUUAACUAUAGAAAUAGCGACAUGUCAUUACCACGAUGUGUCGAAGUUGGAAAGAAUUUGCCGAAAGACUUUUCCGAGAAGCAGAAACAGAAACAAAAAUUAAGAUCUAUUUAUCCAAUGUAUGAUUGGCAACUUGAAAACCGCGACCGAGCUUUGGAAAAUUUUGGGUAUCCCGACUAUAGUGGUCCAAGAAAGAUGCCCAGCCUAGAAAGCCAGCCGCCUCCCACGCCAGAGAAUUCAGAAAGACCGGACGAUUCCAAUACAACAUCGACAAGUAACGCUGCCAAUGAUCUCGUUCUCAGCGCGACUUCGUUGAGUGGUUCAGACUCUGAAAAUGCUAAGUUGGUCAUUGACCCCACAGUAGCAAAAAGUCGAGACAUUCAAUCAGUGGAGGAAAGUGUACUCAAGCGCAACCGGAAUGAACAAAUCAAAGAGCGAGAACCUAUAGUGAUAAAAACAUGGUGCGCGUUUGGACAUAUGCCUGAUAACUCCAGUAUAGAAGGAGAAGCAACGUCUGAUAAAGAACUCAGUAGUAACGACAGUAUUAUAGGGGAUACGCGCAGUGAGAGGCUACUGACAAAAUCAGAGCGACAUACGAGCGUCUCACCAUCCAUCAAAACUUUAGAAAUCCCUCCAACCUCCCACUCCCCUGUGUCACAAGAUACACCAGGAAAGUCCACUGUUGCCAAUACCACUAGCGCAAGCAAAGCACAUGUUGGCAAGAGUAGUGUAUCCAAGCAAACAAAGACAGUUACCAUGAGUACGAAGCAGGUGGUGUUCAUAUCACCUGCCGCCUAUGUUGGGAAAGCCGUCCGCAUGUCGGGGCCGUAG